GCUGGAGGCUCAAUGUUGAACUAAUUUUACCCUAAAAUUCUCGUACUGAAGCUGCUCUUGAAACGGCAAACCAAACUCGUCUUCAUCAUCUAUACAAGGAAACCAUUUCAGUCCAUUGCUGCUGCUCCAUCCCGAGAUCACCACCCUCGCGCCGCCCAGCUGACAUGCGAAGUUAUAUCAACCUGUUAUCCAAACUCACGAAGAGGAAGAGGAAGAGGAAAAGCAAAAACAAAAUCAGAAACAGAGCUGCUUCCGAAAAGCUGAACUCCAUUUCUGAAAAACAACAAUCAUCAGACCAAGAUGAAGACAAGGAGGAAGGUUUCCGCCUCAAAGCCUCUGCUUCUUCACACAGCCAUGGAGUUCAACCAUUGGGUAAUCUUUACCUCAACCCAUCUUCACACAACUCAAGAAACACUGGCCUAGGUAAUCUCCAAACAUUAACAGAUGAGCUUGUUCUUGAAAUUUUAGGGCUUUUGAGCGGUGCCCAGUUGGGCAUUUUAACCACUGUGAGCAAAUCUUUCUAUGUUUUCUGCAGCCAUGAGCCCCUUUGGAGGAACCUUGUAUUGGAGAAUCUUAAUGGUAGGUUUUUGUAUAUUGGGUCUUGGAAAUAUACUUACAUUGCUGCCUACAACCCUUCAUUUGCCAUUUCAAAUACCCGUUGCUCGGGCUUGAUAGUUAGAGAUUUUUAUUCUGACUAUCUCUUUCAGAGCUGGUUAUGUGCCAGCCUUGAAAUGAAGCCUGAAUGGCUUGAAAGGGAUAAUAUUCCACGAAGAAAGGGCAUUUCAUUUGAAGAAUUUGUGCUGAAUUUUGAAGAACCAAAUAGGCCAGUGUUGUUGGAAGGGUGUUUGCAUAAUUGGGCUGCACUAGAAAAAUGGGAUAGAGAUUAUUUGGUUCAGCUGUGUGGUGACGUGAAAUUUUCAGUUGGGCCUGUGGAAAUGAAGCUUCAAGACUAUUUUAGAUAUUCGGAUCAAGCAAGGGAAGAAAGGCCAUUAUAUUUAUUUGACCCAAAAUUUGCAGAGAAAGUCCCUAAAUUGGGUUCGGAUUAUGAAGUUCCGGUGUACUUUACUGAGGACUUAUUUGGUGUUUUGGGCAGUGAGAGACCGGACUAUAGAUGGAUUAUAAUUGGACCAGCUGGUUCUGGUUCAUCAUUCCACAUUGAUCCUAAUUCAACAUCAGCUUGGAAUGCAGUGAUCAAAGGGUCCAAGAAAUGGGUCUUGUUUCCUCCUGAUGUGGUUCCUCCUGGAGUACAUCCAAGCCCAGAUGGUGCAGAGGUGGCAUGUCCUGUUUCCAUAAUUGAGUGGUUCAUGAACUUUUAUGGGGCAACAAAGCAAUGGAAGAGGAAACCCAUUGAGUGUGUUUGUAAGGCCGGGGAGGUGAUAUUUGUGCCUAAUGGAUGGUGGCAUCUGGUGAUCAAUCUGGAGGAAUCCUUUGCCAUCACACAGAAUUAUGUUAGCAGGAGGAAUUUGUUGAAUGUUCUGGACUUCCUGAAGAGGCCAAAUGCUAACACUCUUGUAUCUGGAACUAGAGACAGGGUAAAUCUGUAUGAGAAGUUUAAGAACUCUAUUGAAUCUUCUUUCCCUGGAACAAUUGAUCAGUUGGCGCUGAAAGCAGAGGAGAAAAAGGCACAAGAGAAAAAGCUUUCAUUCUGGGAUUCUGUAACUGAUUCCAAGGUGGGUGCCUUCAAGUUUGCAUUCUGAAGACACGAAUGUGACUACAAAAUUUUGCCUUAUGGAGGAGAGUUUACUGUUCCUGAGAUUUUGCAUAAGCACACAGCCCCUCCCCAAGAGAGAGAGAGAGAGAUUCAGAAUUGUGGUUACGCUUCUUCAUAAUGGAGGGUGAUUGAGAACAAUUUUGACAUUGGUUUUGUAUUAUUAUUCAAUCAUUUUAUUUUUGUGGCAUAAAUGAUACUGUGGUUACAAUUUAUUCAUCUGCUUGGUUCCGUGCAUCCAAUAAAAUGAGUAGGAAAAAGUAUUACCGGGAAAA
Molecule: messenger RNA, 1983 nt
Organism: Malania oleifera
Lineage: Eukaryota; Viridiplantae; Streptophyta; Magnoliopsida; Santalales; Ximeniaceae
Product: arginine-specific demethylase JMJ22
Exons: 2
Coding region: 165-1697 (510 amino acids)
Cellular component (GO): nucleus
Molecular function (GO): cis-regulatory region sequence-specific DNA binding; protein binding
Source: RefSeq, a predicted model, not a curated record